This is a messenger RNA of Syngnathus typhle (broad-nosed pipefish), 1091 nucleotides long. Its product is annotated as induced myeloid leukemia cell differentiation protein Mcl-1-like. Gene Ontology annotation, molecular function: protein heterodimerization activity; protein homodimerization activity; channel activity. Lineage: Eukaryota; Metazoa; Chordata; Actinopteri; Syngnathiformes; Syngnathidae. Bases 20 to 850 code for a protein of 276 amino acids. The transcript has 3 exons. The record is from RefSeq and is a predicted model, not a curated record. Gene Ontology annotation, cellular component: mitochondrial outer membrane. Gene Ontology annotation, biological process: intrinsic apoptotic signaling pathway in response to DNA damage; mitochondrial fusion; extrinsic apoptotic signaling pathway in absence of ligand.
AAUAACUGAAAACUCUUUCAUGUCCUUUGAUGUGACUCGCGCAUGCGCAAAACUUGCCUUAAAUAGAGGCGAAGACGCGAGCGAGGAAGGACCACUCACAUCCAGCCGUUACCUAGCGACAAGCGACAAGGAUUUGCCGGCGAGUAGACACUCCAACGUUGGAUUUAUGGACGCUGUAAUCCCUCAAAAUUCAGUCAUGGAAGGACGACCUUUGCAGCUGGACGUGGCUGCAUACGAGAACGCCGAACUACCGGAGCAUCAUUUUGAAAACGGCGACAUGGAUGAAGGCUCCCCGCCGGUGCCGGUCCUUCAACUCCCCGCUGUCCCAGACGUCCUAGACACCGACACAAGGCGGCUCAUCGGCCGGUUCCUCACUGACUUUACUGGGCUGUCCACACCUGCUUGGAACCAAAGCAAAGUCCAGUAUACGAUGGAAAAGGUCGUGACGGGAGUGGUGGACAAGUACAGGAUUCCAUACAAUGCCAUCAUCCACAGGCUGUCAUUGGAUCAAAGAGGGCGCGACAUGUCCUUCAUCGGCGAGGUGGCCAGGAAUCUAUUCGCUGACGGGAUAACCAACUGGGGUCGCAUCGCCAGCCUGUUGGCUUUCUGCGCUGUGGUAUCUGAACACCUCAAGGCGAGGCAGCAGGAGUGCUGCGUGGAGCUGGUGGCCCAGGAGGUCUCAAACUUUCUGAUGUCACACCAGCGCACCUGGCUUGUGCAGCACAACGCAUGGGAUGGAUUUCUCACAUUCUUCAAGGAACAAGACCUAGAGUCUACAUUUAAGAAAUCCCUCUUAGCCUUUGUUGGUUUGGCCGGCGUGACAGCAGGAAUCAUCCAUCUGCUGAGAUGAACAUCAGCCAACUUUUAAAAUGCCAUUUUCUUUAUACAGUGUUUUUACUCAAAACAGACUGCCCAUUCACUGUUCAAACACAUUUGUACAAAGAAAGCUAGAGAUGCCUCUUUUUUAAAUUCACAUGUAUAUUUUCUAAAAACUACUGUAAAGAAAACAAGACAAAAAGUGAUCUUAUUUUUACUACUGUUUUUUGUUGGAAAUUCUAUUAUUGACAAGUACUUUUCUUGUAUAGGUAAAU